UCAUUUACUGUGUAAAGGUGUGCAAUGAACCGUUCAGUGAGCAGAUGUUUUAAAGUUUUCAUUAGCUAAAUAAAAAUGGCUUAACCGAAAAAUGGCCCAACACCCCCCUCCCAAUAUUAAAUGGCCCCAAUUCACAGAUAGGUAAAAUUAAGUCUUCACUGCUGGGAUAUUUUUCAAAAUUAUUUAAUAUUAAGAAAUAUUUAUGUACACUACAGUAGGCCUAUUUAUAUUUAAGACCACAUAUCUGCAAAUUUUCAUAAUUUUUAUAUCCGACCCUUGUUGCUAUUGAGUCAUUCCAUAUGGUUCCAACACACUUUUUUGCCCAACCCCCUUGAAAUCGCCCAAUAUUUUGCCUGUUGGGGGGUCUACCUGAGAUAACCUCACAGUGAGUCUUUUGGCUCCCCGCCAGCAUUUUCUGAUGAGUUAGAGCAAUUUGAAAUUUUCAUGAGAUUUGGCUAAAAAACUCACCUUCUGACAGACAACUGCUGUUUUGCAUUUGGAGUACUAAAUGUUUAUGCCUAGCUAGGCUACACCCAGUCUAUAACUUAUAAUACACAAAAGAAUAAAAUAAUAGUAAUACAAAAAUUCUUGGCAUCCUAAACCUAUUGUAGAGCAACAUCAAGACAAACAACCCAUUGUGCACCCCACCUUGCAAUAGUAUAGUCCAUUGUUGGGUGGCUUUGGACGGGACGUGGAUUUUAACAGGGGUGGCUUAUUUCCUACAUUUUUUUUUUCCUAUUCAAAAAAAACAAAAAUAAAAAUAAUUAUACAGAUACCCUUCUCUUUAUCACUAAAAAUUUGGAGGACAAAAAACCAAAAAACCAAUUAAUGAAGCAAUUAAACACAGGUGGUACGAAAUAUAAUACAGCAUGAUAGACUUCCAAAUAUAUUUAGUGAAUUGACUAUUACUGAAUAUUAAACUCACAGUUCAAAAUGUCUGCAUCACUGAUUGAUUUUGUCUAGCCUCACCGAUUGAUUUUGUCUAGCCAAGCAUAUAGUACACAAUAGCAGCACUGGAGUGAUACAACACCAACACGUAAUAAAAAUACAACCAUUGUACAUUCCAGUCACAAUACAGUAUAAGGUACUAACACCUCAGCGUAAUCUAAAGAACAAGUCUGGAGUGCAAGGUAGUAGAGUCGAGGAUCAUUCUGAGGUGGAAGCUACGGGAUCCCAGCAUCUUGCCUAACAGAGUGCCUGUGUGCACCUAUUUGUCAGUUGGUGGAGCCCUGUUCUGAACACCUAUGAUUAUUUGUUCCAGGAAUGAAUGAGUAAAUUUAGCAGCAUUAACAUGGCUUCAAGUCAAGGACUCACUAAAAUGGCUUUUAAACAACUUUUGACAGUUUUUUCGGAUUGGUAUGACCAGCGCCAAUACCUCAAUAUGCUUAAAGUUUUGUACAGGGACCUUGUGGGAGAUAUAAAUAAAUUGAGCAACGCUGGUUUAAUGACAAACACAUAAUUACUGAAGUCAUAGCCAUGAAAACAACUCUCAAGUGUGAUGAAGCUGAUAAUACCAAGUGGACAGAAAAGGAAAUUGAUUACAAAGAUGAAAUCAAAGACAAGCAUGAAAAUGCUCUUGCAAAAAAAACAGCAGAGGAUUUACAAAAACAAGAAGUCGCAUCAAGUCUGGAAUACAGAGGGGAACCAAUUGGCGAUCAAAAGAAAAAAAAUUCUAAUGAUGAUACAUCUGGUAAUGAAGAAGCCAAACAAAGUAAACCCAAUACCAAUACCACUGGUGAAAGAUCUCAAGCCACUACAUCGGCAUCACCAAUGAAAGAUAAAAUAAAGAUAGAUGCCAAUAUGAGAGAAAAGAUUGUACAAGUAUUGAAAGGCGAACCUCCAAGGGAUAAUUCAUUACGGAUAUGGGAUUAUGGAGGUCAAUUAAUCUACCACAGUAUUCACAGGUUUUACAUGACACCUAAAAGUAUCUUCGUGAUCGUUUUUAACAUUGCUGAUGACCUUGAUGAUUACGCAAUAGUUAUAGAUUCAUCUGGAAAUGAACACAAAUACUACAUGACAAAUCUAGAGUAUUUGUUAUAUUGGAUUCGAUCAGCUUACACAUACACAAGAGCUGAUGUGCGUGGUCAUUGUGAGAAGAACUUUCCAGUCUUCAUCAUUCUUGGUACCCAUCGCAAUUCGCCGGCUAAAAGUGGAGAUGAUGUAAAUGUUGAGGAGAAGUUUGAGAAAAUUCUAAAAGCACUUGAAGACAAGGUUUAUGAGUCCCAUGUCCAUCCGGAAAUCUUUGCUGUCGAGAACAAAUUAUCAUCUUCAGAUGAAAAUUUCAACAAACUCAAGAAAGUUAUUCUUGAAAUCAAAGAUGAGAUGAAGAAUCCUAUCCCAAACACGUGGCUAGAGUUAUUGAUUGAGAUUCAGAAAUUAAGUGAAGUGGCUCUCCCUUUGGAACAGGUUAAAUCAAUGGCAAGGGAGUGUGGAAUUUUAGAUGAUCAGACAAUUGAUGUUGCAAUCACAUACUUAAGUGAUGUCGGUGAAAUCAUGUAUCACCCAACAGAAGAAGCACUAAAGGACAUAGUGGUGACUCAACCAAUGGAGAUUGUCGAGUAUUUUAAGACUGUGUUCACCAUCAUAGAGAAAAAAAAAAGGAAAAAAGAUUUAAAGAAGCAUUGGAGAAAAUUGGAAAAAGGUGUUCUAACAAAGCACCUUCUUAAGCAUCUUUGGGAGCAGUUUCCGAUAUUUCAGAAUGACCCAAAUGAGGAAAUGUUUAAUUUUUUUGUCAAUUUGAUGACAAAAUUUGGCCUGAUUUGUCCAAAAAAGAAUGAAAAUACUGAUUCAGAUGGUAUUGCUUACUAUGCUGUUUCACAUUUGCCGCCACAGCGAUAUGUAGAAGAUCCAAAAGAUGACCAAGUGAAUGACAAAGUAUCCAUCUUCCAUGACUUCUGUGGCUUUCUUCCCGACCAUUUAUUCCACGUGGCUGUCACUAAAUUCAUUGAAAAGUUUCAAGUGGUAAAUGGAUUUGAAACUGAAUUGGCAUAUGAUCAGGCAAAGCUUAGUGUUGAUGAUCAUCAUUAUGUGAGGAUAGCAGUGGCAACCAUCAACCACCAUCGGAUGUUUAAGACAACAAUUGUGAGGCGACAACACCCUAAUGCUGCUUGUGUUAUGGAACUAGUACCAGAAACAUGUAAAAAGGUAUUGUCAUUUCUUGAAUCAGUUCUUGAGGGUUUGUGUUCAUCUGCAAGAGGGAUUAAAUACCAGAUGUGUAUACCAUGCAGUUGUAGUGAGAAAUAUCAGUGCAUGCACAAUCUUGAAAAUUUCAAUAAAGAUAUAGUGGUUUGUGGUGAUUUUCAAAUAAGCAUUGAACGCUACUGCAGAUUGUUUGGAGAUUCAAGUUCUACAAUUUAUCCAUCUGAGCAGAUUGCAAUUCAAGGAAUGACAGAUGUGCAGUUCAAUACACUUAAAAUGGAUGUUUCAACGUGGUAUGACGACCGCAAAUGUCUUACUAUGUUGAAACUUUUGUUCAGAGAUCAUGUGGACAAAGUGACACUAUCGGGUAUAUCUAACACAAUGAGAUUGCUGAAUGAUUUAGUUACACAUGAUCAUUUGCAUUCAGAAAAUCUUGCUAUUCUGUAUGAUACCAUCAUCAUAACUAAACAUUUUGGUCUGCAACGAAAGAUUAAACUACCGUUAUUCCCGGAUCUUAAGGAAGGAACCAUUUUGAAAGAGUUCACUCUUCACAGACAAAAACUAAUGAAGUUGGGAAUGAACCUGACCCUAAACAAUGUGACACAAAUUGAUGAAUUGCUUAAUACACCUUGUAAGGAGUAUACCGACGUCUGGAGUAUGAUCAUUGAUCUAGAAGACAGACAGAUAAUCAGUGAAAAGAAUAUGAAAGUAUUCAUUGAUUCAUUGAAAAUUCUUGAAAUCUAUCCUGCAUUGAAUGCACUACAAGACCUGCCGCCCCCACCUGGCGCCACCCAACCAGUGGUGGCACCUGGUUCCUCCCUCCCCCAGUCGCCUGAUGCCAUGACAAGGUCAUCGGAUUGGAUCUACAAAAAAUAAUUUGCAUAUCCAAAAUGUUAUCUUGCGGAUUGCCAAUCCCUGAUUGGUUUAAUUUGGGCCAUAAUAUGCAAACCCAAAUAAAAAUUGGUCUAAUUGGGGCCAUACUAUGCAAACUCAAAUAAAAAAUCAAGGCUCCUUGGUUAAGACUCACCCUGCUCCGGACACAUCGGACCCCUUGGCGAAAAAAUUUCUGGAGCCAACACAGCUGUUACCAUUACCAGCUCUUACACCUUACAACUAAGUUUACAGGUAGCAAAUAAAAAUGAAUUUUGUAUUUGAUACCUAGACAGUGUGAAAUUCUCACUUUAUUUUUGGCAGUUUUCUUAAGAAUAAUUUACAAAAUAAAUUUUUAUCUACUGAGCAAUAGCUGUCGCGUAGGCCUAUCCCCGACCGGCACUGCACUUACGAUGACAGUGACAAGCUGACGACCGGCACAUGUGAAUGAUUCUGUAAACAUCGGAAACAUAAGUAAAACACGAAGUAGUGCCUACCUCACUCUAAAACCAAGGACUUAUUAACUGUGAACGCCCAAUUCGUUGAGAAAAUAACAGUAGAUGGUUACGUUGGUGUGAAAAUCACCCAAAUGGAAAUUUCCUCUGUGAUAGUACUAAACAUAUGCGAGACACUAAAUAUAGGGGUGAGACAAGGCAAGAUGUCCAAUUGAUCGAAAGAAAUGACAAACAAUUAAAACAUAAUUCAUAAAAGGGAAAAACCAAAUCGUUGAACAUUUGAUAAAUAUGUUUUGAUGCAGAAAUUUUAAAAAAUAGAGAAAAUGCAAUAUUUAAAUAUAAAAAAAAAAUUUAUUCUUAAUAAAAGUUGUUAAAUUCUAUGAAUAUAAUAUGUUUGUGUUCUUGUUUAAAUACACGCAAUACUGAUUGUUUCUUAAAAAAUUGUCAACCAAUCAGCCAUUGAACAGUAACAUGAAUGAUAAUGGUAAUGCAAAUCUGUAACUACGUAGAGAAAGAGAACAUACUAUCAGAAGCUCAGGGAGGAUUCAGGUCACUAUACAGGUGCGAAGAUCACAUUUUCACUAUUAAAAGUAUUUUAACCUGUCGUUCCAAAGAAGGGAAAACCACUCACUUAGCCUUUCUAGACUUUCAAAAGGCUUUUAAUAGUUUGGCGAGAUGGCCUUCUCAAAGCAACAUGGGAUGCUGGUAUCAUUGGAAAAAUUUUGAAAAUUAUAGAUGAUUUAUAAUGUGAUGUGAAAGCAAAGUGAAAGUUGGGGAUAAUUAUAAAUACCUUGGAACCUAUUUAUCUAACAACUUCAGUGAACGUACCCAUUUUGAUGAUUUUAACCAUGUUCACUAUGGUAACAUACUAUGGAAGACUAUUCAUCUUCCAUCAAAUAACUAUGCUUGUUCUGUUUGGUGCAAUACUUCAUCUAAUGAUAAUGAUAAAUUAGAACGAUUACGAAUGCAAAUGGCCAGAUAUAUUCUAAAGGACACUGUACACCUCUGGGAUAGACACCAAUCUCAACUAUACAUAAUAUAUCCAAGACAAAGUUUCUACUUCUUAUUGUUGAUAUGCACACAAAUCGUUUGCCAAAAAUAAUGUUAAAUGCCAUGUUGUAUUUGAAAUGUGACUUUGAUUUGUUACAGUAUAAAUGUUUAAGUGGUGCUAAAGGGAUCCUUGAUCAAUGUGAACAAGAACAUUUUUUUUAACAUGAGCUUGAACAUAAUAGUAAUGAUCAGCCUUUAAACACUCACUCAUUUAACGAUGUUAAAAAAUGCAUACUGUAUUGGAUAUAUCAAGAAACCAAUGGUUAGAAAACAUUAAACAAAAAUCCUCAUUGGCUGAUUAUGCCAAACUUAAAACCACAUUAGAUCUAGAAUGGUAUCUCCUUGAUAUACUGUAUCUGAUUUAAAGGUGUUAGCCUCAAGUUCAAGCUGAGGUCUAAUACACUUCCAUUGGACAGAAAAACAAGUAAAUGGUCAGGUGAAAGUUCAGGGCAUUGCACAUUAUGUAACACUUUCUUUUUAAUUGUAGUGCUUUAGAGGAUGUAAGAAACAAAGAACUUAACACUCUGAAAUCUGAUUUAGAAUUAUGUGAAGAUCCCAAUAUCUGGCAAAUACAGUAUAUCAAUCCUCAGACUUAGAUAAGAAACUUCAAUUUGUUCUUGGAGGUUGAAAUACAUUAAUAAGUGCAGAUACUCUAGAGCUUUUGAUAAAUACUGUAAAAAUUAUUCCAAGAUUGCAUGGUGCAAGCAUGAAAUGUUUAUGUUUAUUUUUUAUCCUUGUUGUAGUUUAAUGGAAUUAAAUGUUUUCAUUUUUUUUUUCUCAACUGUCAGCAUUUUCACAAACGUACAAGCAUAGUGUUCUCUGUUACCCCCUCCCUUGAUAUGGAUAUUGCAAAACAACUAAAUACUGUAAAUUACUAUAUUUGCUCACCUGUAAAUAAGCUAAUGUACAUUAUAUUCAUGACUGCACUAUAAUUUGGUCAUAAAAGUUCAUGCGUAUGUAAAGGCGUAUAAAUUGGUCUAACCCCCCCCCCCCACCACCCAGCAAUAAUGUUGUUGUUGUUGUUGUGCAUAUGCACAUGUGAAAGUGCUGAUAUUUGGGAGCAACCCUUACAACUAUACAGACAGUAUACUGUAUUGAAAAUUUGUUUAGUAGUAUGACUGUAUAAAAGUUACUCCAUACCUUUAAUUUUCAAUGGUAUAAUUUUUUUUAAUUUGUAGUCUUAUUUUGUAUGUACAGUAUUUUUCAAGUUUAUUUGCAUAUUUUAUCAAUGAUGUUGAAGUGUGCUCCUUCUUUAGUUAAUUUUUAUAUUUUUGUAAUUGAAUGCACCGUGUGUGCCGCCGUUCCAAAAACGUAUGUUCUCAAAGUAAAUAAAUAAAUAAUGGUUAAUGAAAUGGUAAAUGGUAAUGGAACUUCAAAAAACAACAUGUCUAGGGUAGUUCCUAAACUUGCAUACAUCACAUUUUAGACAGCUAGGUAACACCAAAAAUUCAUCAACAUUCCAUUGUCUUUGUCUUAUUUCUGUUCUUAGUUAUGGCUUUAUUAUUAUUAUUCUUAUUAUUAUUACUUUUAGCUUAUUAUUAUUAGUUACUAUUAUUAUUUACUG
Messenger RNA from Anneissia japonica, 7077 nucleotides. RefSeq lists its product as uncharacterized. Bases 1477 to 4014 code for a protein of 845 amino acids. Lineage: Eukaryota; Metazoa; Echinodermata; Crinoidea; Comatulida; Comatulidae. Gene Ontology annotation, molecular function: protein binding. The transcript is spliced from 20 exons. Gene Ontology annotation, biological process: regulation of apoptotic process. The record is from RefSeq and is a predicted model, not a curated record.